ACCCAUUCACUCACUCAUCUCAAGGCCUAGGUAGCACCGUAGCAGCUACUAGAAGCAGCUAGCCAGAACAACUCGUCCAUGGCGAUGGCCUCCGCGGCUUGCUCAUGCACGGACGGCACGUGGUGGGUGUACGCGCUCCCGGCGCUGCUCGGCUCCGACACCCUGUGCGCCCACCCGGCCCUCCUGGCUGGCCUGAUCUUUCUGGCCACCGUCUCGGUGGCUCUGCUGGCGUGGGCCACGUCGCCGGGCGGUCCGGCGUGGACGAACGGCCGCGGCCGCCUCGGCGUCACUCCUAUCGUGGGACCCCGUGGUCUGCCCGUGUUCGGCAGCAUCUUCGCGCUGUCCCGCGGGCUGCCGCACCGCGCCCUCGCCGAGAUGGCCCGCGCCGCAGGGCCCCGGGCCAAGGAGCUCAUGGCGUUCUCCGUCGGUGACACGCCCGCGGUCGUGUCGUCCUGCCCGGCCACGGCACGUGAGGUGCUCGCGCACCCGUCAUUCGCCGACCGCCCUGUGAAGCGGUCGGCCCGGGAGCUCAUGUUCGCGCGUGCCAUCGGGUUCGCGCCCAACGGCGAGUACUGGCGCCGCCUCCGCCGCGUCGCGUCCACGCACCUAUUCUCCCCGCGCCGGGUCGCCUCGCACGAGCCGGGACGCCAAGGUGACGCGGAGGCCAUGCUCCGCUCCAUCGCCGCCGAACAGUCGGCCUCUGGCGCCGUCGCCCUCCGCCCGCACCUCCAGGCCGCCGCUCUCAACAACAUCAUGGGCAGCGUCUUCGGCACGCGGUACGACGUCACAUCAGGCGCCGGCGCCGCGGAGGCCGAGCAUCUCAAGAGCAUGGUGCGCGAGGGGUUCGAGCUCCUCGGCGCCUUCAACUGGUCCGACCACCUCCCCUGGCUCGCCCACCUGUACGACCCAAGCAACGUCACCCGCCGGUGCGCCGCGCUCGUGCCGCGCGUCCAGACCUUCGUCCGUGGCGUCAUCGACGAGCACCGGCGCCGCCGCCAAAACUCCGCCGCCCUCAACGACAAUGCUGACUUCGUCGACGUGCUCCUCUCCCUCGAGGGUGACGAGAAGCUCGGCGACGACGACAUGGUCGCCAUCCUCUGGGAGAUGGUCUUCCGCGGUACGGACACGACGGCGCUUCUGACCGAGUGGUGCAUGGCGGAGCUGGUGCGCCACCCGGCGGUGCAGGCGAGGGUGCGCGCCGAGGUCGACGCGGCUGUCGGUGCCGGAGGUUGCCCCACCGACGCCGACGUGGCGCGCAUGCCGUACCUGCAGGCGGUUGUGAAGGAGACGCUGCGCGCCCACCCGCCUGGCCCGCUGCUGAGCUGGGCUCGCCUCGCCACCGCCGACGUGCCACUCUGCAACGGCAUGGUGGUCCCGGCUGGCACCACGGCGAUGGUGAAUAUGUGGGCCAUAACCCACGAUGCCGCCGUGUGGGCCGACCCGGACGCGUUCGCGCCGGAGCGGUUCCUGCCCUCCGAGGGCGGCGCCGACGUGGACGUCCGCGGCGUCGACCUCCGCCUGGCCCCGUUCGGCGCCGGGCGUCGCGUCUGCCCCGGCAAGAACCUGGGCCUCACCACCGUGGGCCUCUGGGUUGCCCGCCUCGUGCACGCCUUCCAGUGGGCCCUGCCUGACGGCGCGGCGGCCGUUUGCCUCGACGAGGUCCUCAAGCUCUCCCUGGAGAUGAAGACGCCGCUCGUCGCCGCAGCCAUCCCCCGCACCGCCUGAUCCGUCCUGCCGCCGACGCGUCACGUCACGCGUUGUUUGCAUGGAUGAUGGUAUCUUUGUCUGUCUGUGUGGUCUUCGCUAAAGUUUGCUUCUUCUCGAUCGUCGGUUCGUUCGUGCCUCCACCUUAGCCUAGGGUUUGGUUUCUUGCAAGGUAGUGAGUGUGUCUUAGUCUCACCAUCACCGGGGCUCCAAUUUUGGAAAGCUGCGUGUUAGGAGUUAACCCCUAGACAUGUUUGCGUCUUGAUCGCCACCACCCAUCAGUAUCAGCGCAGAAACUACAUAUAGAUCAGUGUUUGUCGACCAGUCAUGGAAGUCGUGUGCUCUCAAGUCUGAUGUAUUAUAUACAUAUAUAUGUAUUGUAAUGUGAUUAUC
Zea mays is the source of this 2097-nucleotide messenger RNA. Its product is annotated as cytochrome P-450 8. Gene Ontology annotation, molecular function: heme binding; oxidoreductase activity, acting on paired donors, with incorporation or reduction of molecular oxygen; iron ion binding. The transcript has 2 exons. The record is from RefSeq and is marked validated. NCBI's taxonomy places the organism in Eukaryota, Viridiplantae, Streptophyta, Magnoliopsida, Poales, Poaceae. Bases 79 to 1725 code for a protein of 548 amino acids.